CGCGUGUUCUCAGUCUCAGUUAGGUUGUACACUUGUCAAUAAAUGCCUGUUCAUUGAAGUUGUGUGCCCAAAAUUGAUGUCUCUCGAACACAGUAUUCCUGCGUGGUGCACAGUAGUUGUCCAAUGCCUUCAUCACCUCGGCCAGUUUCUUGUUUUCUGGGUCGGCAUAUGUGUUCUCCAUCGUGUUGUAUAUCUCCAGCUCGUCUAAAAACUGCUAUUUUCCUAGCCGUGGGCUUGUCAUUUAUCCCUCUGGCUAAGUAGUAGAAGUUUAGUCUUUGUUUACAUUUCUUGCAAGGAUUCCAGUCAAUAACAACGGAGAAGGUGGUGUAAACGACUGCAUUGCUGCUCACCCCAAACUACAUAGCUAUUGGGACUGCGUUGAACUAUUUGACUCUGCGCUAUCACGGGGAUCGGGGCCUGUUCCCGAGGAAGCAGUGUAUCCUUCGUGUCGGGCUCGUCAGAGUCGUGAAAGGAAAAAGAGGAUUCUACUAGUCCGUGGAUUUCCGGUCAAGUUCAAACCGAAUAUACCUAUUUUAGAAAACUCAAAGGACUAUGCAUUUCAGGGAUGGAUGAAUAAAACCAGAACAAACAUCUGUAACACAGUACUAUCAUACAAGGCCUAUCUUGAUAUGACAAUGGUGUGAAGUGGCCCUCAGGGAAGAAGAACACAAGUCCCUCAGGUGUCCCACUGUCCUCUUCAUCGCUCCAUGCCCCGCUAAGAAGACAACACAGUGUGCCACUUGUGGAAAGAAGAGUUUUGCACCCUCUUUUUGCUCUACCGUUUCUUUCUCGCCAUGGGGGGGGCAGUGAGCGCCGGGGAGGACAACGAUGAUCUGAUUGACAACCUGAAGGAGGCGCAGUACAUCCGUACAGGUCGCGUGGAGCAGGCCUUCAGGGCCAUAGACCGCAGGGACUACUACCUGGAUGGCUACAGGGACAAUGCCUAUAAGGACCUGGCGUGGAAGCAUGGCAACAUCCACCUUUCUGCCCCCUGUAUCUACUCUGAGGUGAUGGAGGCUCUGAAGCUCCAGCAGGGACUGUCCUUCCUCAAUCUGGGCAGUGGGACUGGAUACCUCAGCACCAUGGUGGGACUCAUAAUAGGUCCAUUUGGUGUGAACCAUGGAGUGGAGCUCCAUACGGAUGUGGUGGAAUACGCCAAGGAGAAACUAGAUGACUUCAUCAAGAAUAGUGACAGCUUUGAUAAGUUUGAGUUCUGUGAACCCAUCUUUGUGGUGGGCAACUGUCUGGAGAUCUCGUCAGACAGCCACCAAUACGAUCGUAUCUACUGUGGUGCGGGGGUGCAGAAGGAUCAUGAAAAUUACAUGAAAAUCCUGCUCAAAGUUGGGGGUAUUCUAGUGAUGCCUAUAGAGGAUCAGCUGAUCCAGAUCACCAGGACUGGUCAGUGUUCCUGGGAGAGUAAGAAUAUCCUGGCCGUGUCAUUCGCUCCUCUGGUACAGCAGAACAGAGCUGAGGGAAGCAAGCCUGAUGCUGUAGAGCUCCCCCCAGUGACAGUCAGUAGCCUUCAGGACCUGUCUCGCGUCUACAUCCGCCGCACCCUCCGAGAUCUGACCAAUGAAGAAUGUCCUGACAAAGGUCUGGUGCAGAGGGCGCCCCAGAAACGCAGGCGCAGGCAUUGCCGGCUGCGACGCAUUAACACGUACGUCUUUGUGGGUAACCAGCUGAUCCCCCAAGCCAUGGAGAGCGAGGAGGAUGAACAGAUUGACCAGGAGCAGCACAAGGAGGACCAGGAGCAGCAAGAGGCGCAGGAGAAGGAGCAGGAGGAAGAGGAGGAGGAGAGAGACAUUAGCAGCGUUGAGAUACUAAAGGCAGUGAAUGUGCUGAGAGACAAAAUCAUGACUUUGCCUCUGCCUGAAUCGCUGAAGACCUAUCUGUUAUACUACAGAGAAAAAUGACUGACUGCUCAACCUGCUGACAUCCGUUCUCAUGGAUACCAUGCCUGCUGAGAUGCUUUUCUUCAUUCUCCUGUUUUCUCUUUUUUCAGUACUGAAUGAUGUAGUAUUCUUUUUUUCUUCAAUAUGAACAUGGAAUGGACACCGAGACUUCCUGGGUCGUCUUGGAUCAUUUUCUAUAGUUACUAUGAUAUGGUUAUGUUAGUUUUUAUGUUAUCGAUUGUUUUUUGAAUUUGUAUAUCAAAGAUUUAUUUAAAAGCCUACUGAAUGGAAAAUCCUUUUCAAAUAUGGUAUUUUGAGGAUGUAGAUUGUAUCACAUGUUAAUAUUCCAGCAAAUUGUCACAAAUGAAAUUGUAUAAAGUAAAAUGCUACCUAUAUUUGAUAACAAUAUGAUAAUAUAAAAAUCCAGAUUUUUACUGCACCUUUUUCUAGCAGCAUUAUGCACUUGAUAUUACUGAAUUAAGAUUUACAAUUGCUGAAUAGAAGAACCAGAGACCAAAAAAAAUGCAUGUACACUUCCUAUUUGAAUCGACGACUAUUAUGGAACAUUUUAUGAAACAUUUCCUCAUGAAUCAUUGAAGGGACAAUUCUUUCAUUGUUCUUUCCUCACACUGUUAUGUUUGAGUAGAGGGAUUGUAAUGCUGUGUGACGAUGAGAGAUCAAUGGGAGAUAGGUUUGUCAUUUAUUUUUUACCGCGUUUUUAAAUCUCUGAAGUAUUUCUUUAGAAUGGUUUUAUCCUCUUGCUUUCUCUCACUUUGCUAUUAUGUAAUAGGCAUUUUAACUUGGUGAUACAUUUUUAUUGCCUUGAAUGUUUCGUCCGCCAGACUUAUUUUAACCUAAUUUUUUUGUUGACGUGCAAAGGGUUUGCAGUUAUCAUACCAGCAGUUAGGCUAACGGGGAAUCUGAUGAAUUAAGAUCUUUCUAAUGGUGAAUGAAAACGGCCUUGUCUCAUUGAUUCUGGGUUCAAGAAAUUUUUCCCCCACACAUCAUCUCCAGCUCUUUAUCUAGACCUUGAAGAACUUACAGUACGGCAACACUCAAGACCCAUAAAGUCACGGGUAUAGGAUUCAUAUAAUAAUAAUAAUACUCCUGUACUGCAGUGGUGGCUGAUGUCACGUCAAACAGGAGGACAGGCUCAUGGUAAUGUUUGGAAUGGAGCAGUAUCUAACAGGAGGACAGGCUCAUAGUAAUGUUUGGAAUGAAACAGUAUCUAACAGGAGGACAGGCUCAUAGUAAUGUUUGGAAUGGAGCAGUAUCUAACAGGAGGACAGGCUCAUAGUAAUGUUUGGAAUGAAACAGUAUCUAACAGGAGGACAGGCUCAUAGUAAUGUUUGGAAUGGAGCAGUAUCUAACAGGAGGACAGGCUCAUAAUAAUGUUUGGAAUGAAACAGUAUCUAACAGGAGGACAGGCUCAUAGUAAUGUUUGGAAUGGAGCAGUAUCUAACAGGAGGACAGGCUCAUAGUAAUGUUUGGAAUGGAGCAGUAUCUAACAGGAGGACAGGCUCAUAGUAAUGUUUGGAAUGAAACAGUAUCUAACAGGAGGACAGGCUCAUAGUAAUGUUUGGAAUGAAACAGUAUCUAACAGGAGGACAGGCUCAUAGUAAUGUUUGGAAUGGAGCAGUAUCUAACAGGAGGACAGGCUCAUAGUAAUGUUUGGAAUGGAGCAGUAUCUAACACAUUGAAUUUAAUUUAUUUUGGGUUACAGACAUAUACAACAAAAUGCACAAUGUGGACCCAGAGGAUAUCACUUGAAAGUAUUAAUUAAAACGCUUGUUUCCAAAGUGGUCCUCGAUGGUAAGAACAAUACAUGUAUUACAUGGUUUCCAUGUAUUUGAUAUCAUUUCAUUCCAGUCAUCACUAUGAACUGUUCUCCCCUCACUGUCCUCCACUGCUGUGCAUUGAUUAGUAAGUGUUAUGGCUUCUCUUAAAGAUAAUGUUUGUCAGCUUUGGUAAACUCAACAUACUGUCCCACAUGAUCAUAAAUGUACUAUUACUUUCUGGUAUGAAAAUUUGUACUGUGUUUUAAACCACAGCAAAUGGCCCGAGGCGGGUCAUGACACAAAAACUCACAAUACAUUGCAUAGUACCGCAUUUUCUUUUUGCAGUAGCAAAAUCACUUUAAUGGGAGAUUUUGGGAUCCUUCUAUUUCUGGACUGUGGCAGUAUCCACAAUAACGAGCACCUCAUUCUGUUAAGUCCUAAAUCAUGAAAAUAGACCUGCCAUCCUGGGUGUGAUGUACAGUACCAGUUAAAGUUUGGACACACCUACUCAAUCCAGGGUUUUUAUUUGUACUAUCUUCUACAUUGUAGAAUAAUAGUGAAGACAUCAAAACUAUGAAAUAACACAUAUGGAAUCAUGUAGUAACCAAGAAAGUGUUAAACAAAUCCAAAUAUAUUUUAGAUUCUUCAAAGUAGCCACCCUUUGCCUUGAUGACAGCUUUGCACACGCUUGGCAUUUUCUCAACCAGCUUCAUGAGGCAGUCACCUGGAAUGCAUUUCAUUUAACAGGUGUUCCUUGUUAAAAGUUAAUUUUGUUCCUUCUUAAUGUGUUUGAGCCAAUCAGUUGUAUUGUGACAAGGUAGGGGUAGUAUACAGAAGAUAGCUCUAUUUGGUAAAAGACCAAGUCAAUAUUAUGGCAAGAACAGCUUAAAUAAGCAAAGAGAAAUGACAGUCCAUCAUUACUUUGACUGACCUUCAUGUCUUAAUCUGGAACAUUUCAAGGACUCUGAAAGUCUCUUCAAGUGCAGUCGCAAAAUCUAUCAAGCGGUAUGAUAGAACUGGCUCUCAUGAGUACCGCCACAGGAAAGGAAAACCCAGAGUUACCUCUAGCUGCAGAGGAUAAGUUCAUUAGAGUUACCAGCCUCAGAAAUUGCAGCCCAAAUAAAUGCUUCUCAGAGUUCAAGUAACAGACACAUCUCAACAUCAACUGUUCAGAGGAGGCUGUGAAUCAGGCCUUCAUGGUCAAAUUGCUGCAAAGAAACCACUACUAAAGGACAUCAAUUCUAAGAAGAGACUUGCUUGGACCAAGAAACAUGAGCAAUGUACAUUAAACCGGUGGAAAUCUGUCCUUUGGUCUGAUGAGUCCAAAUUUGAGAUUUUUGGUUCCAACCGCUGUGUCUUUGUGAAACGCAGAGUAGGUGAACGGAUGAUCUCCGCUUGUGUGGUUUCCACCGUGAAGCAUGGAGGAGGAGGUGGGAUGGUUUUGGGGUUGCUUUGCUGGUGACACUGAUUUAUUUAGAAUUUAAGGCACACUUGACCAGCAUGGCUACCACAGCAUUCUGCAGCGAUAUACUAUCCCAUCUGGUUUGUGCUUAGUGGGACUAUCAUUUGUUUUUCAACAGGACAAUGACCUAAAACACACCUCCAGGCUGUGUAAAGGCUAUUUGACCAAGAAGGAGAGUGCUGAAUCAGAUGACCUGGCCUCCACAAUCACCCGACCUCAACCCAAUUGAGAUGGUUUGGGAUGAGUUGGACCGCAGAGUGAAGGAAAAGCAGCCAACAAGUGCUCAGCAUAUGUGGGAACUCCUUCAAGACUGUUGGAAAAGCAUUCCUUGUGAAGCUGGUUAAGAGAAUGCUAAGAGUGUGCAAAGCUGUCAUCGAGGCAAAGGGUGGCUACUUUGAAGAAUCUCAAAUAUCUUUUGAUUUGUUUAACACCUUUUUAGUUACUACAUGAUUCCAUAUGUGUUAUUUCAUAGUUUGAUGUAUUCACUAUUAUUCUACAAUGUAGAAAAAUGUAGAAAAACCCUUGAAUGAGUAGGUGUGUCCAAACUUUAGACUUUUUCUGUAUGUAUUUUUUUUUAUUUUGGACUAGAGCAAUGUACGAGACACAUUAUAUACGAGUCAUGUAGCUAGCUGUACAUGUAUCAGUUAGAAUUUUCUUGUGAAACUCCCUUUUUAAGUGAUAGCUUUUAAAGUGCCAAUUCACCCCAUCACAUUAUCCGCUCCCUGUCAAUUGACUCUGGUUUUAUGGCAAAGUAAAGGGGGACAUUCUGACCUCUGCCUUUUGGGGGCCCUAAGCGAGAUUUGGAUGGAGGGCCCCCCACCUCGUGGCAAACCAUUUUAGUGACCCCCUCUUAAUGGUGGAGAGAAAAUGUGUAGUUUUAAAGUUAAUUUCUUGCAAUUCUACAAAUUCUUCCAUGGGGUAUAGAGGAAAUGUUUCAGUUUUAAAGCAAGUUUUUGGCAAUUCUACACAUUUUGCCAUGGGGGGGAGAGAAAACAAUUAUUUGGCCAUGAUUACUACAAGUUUAGAUUGCUGGCUAGACUAAUUACCAAUCAAAAAACUGUUAGCUGACAUGGCUAAUUGAGUGACUGACAUAACAAGAGAAACUGCUGAUGCACAUUUCAAAAUGCAAAUUUUCACAUUUCUAAAAUGCACCUGGUGUAUUCUACUGUUCUUAUUCUCAAUAGUAAGUUGAGACCCCUAGCUUCCGGGGGCUCUAACCGGCCCUGAUUCUGACCAUAGUGACUUCUAAGAAUGAUGCAGUGCUUUUACAGUACAUUCCAUUAAUGCUUGAAAAAGAAUAGCAUGCCCAUGUUCAUUGGUAGAUGUUACAUUUGUGUUGAUAUUUUUCAGUUUUAUCACAUACUUGGAAACUGAUGAUUGAUCUUGCUUUCAAAGCAUUGAAAUUAUAGUUGUUGAUAUAUUAUUGAGGUUCUAUUUUGUAUUAACAUGACAACAGUAAAGUAGAUGGUUAUGUUGAUACUGUAUGUUUGGUUAUAAAAUCAUUUGGAUUGGGUUUGAUUUGUUUGUUGUUGCAGCGCCCUCUUGCUGUCACAAGGCACUGCGGAAUGUGCUUGUAUGUAGGCUAGGUCCAAACUCCACUGGUGUUAGUUCUAUGGCUCAACAUGCCUUCCAUCUCAUUCUGGUCUAGGGUAUAAUAUUUGGGUUUGAAAUGGAGUUGGUUGAUUUCUAUAUUGGUUAGUGUAUUUUUGUGAAGAGGUGAUACUGUGUACCUUUUUGAAUUGUAAGCAUUAACACAGAAUUGACUAACUAGCACAUGCUGUAUAAGUAGCAGUAGUCAUCUUAUCUCUGAAAAAAUGCAAAUGCUCAGUUAUGUACACAUGAUACUGUGUUGAAAUCACAUUUACUAUGGGGAAAACGGCAAAGUUAAUGUGUUGAACAUCAUUUAUGAGACCUAGGCCUUGAGAUUUUGGGUCACCCCAUGCACCAGAUGUGAUGUAUUAUCAUAUGUACGUUAACACUUGAUAGGAUUGUUUGGUUCACCAAAUGGUCCCCACAGUAAAGACACAAUUCCAAGCCAAUGUGGCCAAUGUGACCUUUAUUUAAAUUAAUUCAAGGUCUUGCCUUGAUUUGUACAGAGGUGAAACUAUUGUUCUGUUUUUUCUUAUCAGGCUCAUGUUGAUAUUUCAAAGUACGCUGGUAGUACAUUUUUGAAAUUGUUUUUGUUGUUCACUAUGUACAUGUUUCAGCACACACAAAAUAAAGGUCACAGUCGUCA
Salvelinus fontinalis (brook trout) is the source of this 7368-nucleotide messenger RNA. Its product is annotated as protein-L-isoaspartate O-methyltransferase domain-containing protein 1-like. The transcript has 10 exons. Gene Ontology annotation, biological process: protein modification process. Gene Ontology annotation, molecular function: protein-L-isoaspartate (D-aspartate) O-methyltransferase activity. The record is from RefSeq and is a predicted model, not a curated record. Bases 795 to 1913 code for a protein of 372 amino acids. Gene Ontology annotation, cellular component: cytoplasm. NCBI's taxonomy places the organism in Eukaryota, Metazoa, Chordata, Actinopteri, Salmoniformes, Salmonidae.